UUAAUGAUGUAAACGAUCACAAUAUAUGAUAAUUACAUGAAAUAAUAUAAAAUAUUUUAAAACUAAACCCUACUGAAUAGCAGUUCUGCAAUUAUUUUAGUUAUUACAAUUAUUUUAUGUUUUUUAUAAUCGUGGUGUCGAAAUGACACCGGCGGACGUUUCAUGGCAAUUGAAUUCCCGGAUGUGUACAUCUCUGGAGUUAUAACAUUUUUCAUAAACUGAAUUUAAUCAUAGCAGGAUUAGAAUAUGCAUGUUAAAUAUUCAUUUAUGAGGUAGUAAAAUUUUCACGAAUAUGUUAUUGGAAUUAAAUUCUGCGAAGUAUGAAAUGUUGAGUGAUAUAAACCCUACAUGAUAGAAAAAAAAAUCAUUUUUCGUAAUCAGCACUAAAUAUUAUAUUUAAAAAAAUCAAUAGUCAAAAUUAAAGCAGUUUUCAAUUUUUUUAUAACCUGUAUAAUUGUUCGCAAUGAUUUUUCUCUGUUGUCGUGUUAAACAUUUAGGAAAAAGCCGUUUCGAUACUCUGUUGUACCAUCAUUUGUUCGCUCGAGCGAUUUUAUAAACAAAUUUUGUCAGAAAAGCUGACAUAACAUUUCAGAACUUUUAUUUUCAAAAUUUCAACCUGAUAGACUAAAAAAUGAAAUAAAAGUUGAUGAAUAUUAAAACGAUUUAUGGACGAACUUGGGAUUCUUUGCCGAAUUUCUGGCAGCUGUCAGUGAACUAGCUGCUCAAUAGUUAGUUGAUCAUGUGAUUUUUAUGGUACAAUGCGGUUUUCUGUUGUCUAUGUAUAAAAAGAUAUUUAGCAAAACCAUAUAUUACGAACAGUGAUUGUCAGUAUAUAAACGACAAUAAGCAAAACCAUACAUGAGAAAUUAUAGAAUUACUGAAUAUACUUACAGAAGUAACAUGUUGGCAAAACAAUAUACCGCAUUUUAAAUACCUUAAUUAUGCUUGAACCAUAGAUAUCAGUUUCAAAUGAAAUUCUGAACUAGGGGUUCUAAUUUUUGGACAAUAUUUAAUUAUGGUCUGUUCAAAAAAUUGCCUACCAAUGAAGAUCACCUAAAAGAAAUUCUUUUACUUCGAUAAAAGAAUUGCAAAGUCUUUUGAAUUCUUCGAAAUUUUCUACUAUUGAUACUAUAAAGUAUAAUUACCCUACGCCUUUCACAAACCUUCAGAAGAUUUAUAUUUAUAACCUUUUUGAUUUGAAAAUAAAUGUUUUAAUCCGCGCAUUAUUUCUACUUUCUAAAAGAAUUCUAAUCAGGCCAGAAACACCAGUAUCUCUUUAAAUGUUUAUGCACUUAUAUUAAACUAUUUUAUUUGAAUAACUGUUUAGCUCCUUAAUUCUAAAUAUAAUUAUCUCGAACCAUUUCAAGUAUAAACAGCAUAUUCACUCUGUAGUGCUUAGCCAUUAUCACGGCCAUUUAAUUACAUGUCAAAAUAAUCUUUAUAUCAUCCAUCGUGAGAGAAAAAGUGAGUUAGAAUCUUCAAAAUCAUCUUCCAUCUCAUAAAUUUCCAACUAUCAUACUUGAACCAUCUGAAAUUUGUCCUUUCGUUCUUGUUGGGAUGAAGCGAGCGGACUAUUUUUCUCGCGUAGGAAUAUCUGUGUGAUUACGCUUCUGCUUCGUUCCGGCACCAUUCCUUCCGCGAACUGCUUAACAUGAUGCUGUGUGCGUAACUGUCAAUACUUGUGUUCUUUUCUUUUCGUUUUCUAUGUCUAAUAAAUGUGCUGUCUUCAAGAACCAUACUGAGAUUUAUUGAAAAGUAACAACAGUUCUUAAUCUUAAUUAAUCAUUGCCAUUUAUGCUGAUUUAGGAUCUUGGCCACAGAGAAAAUCGUGACGAAUUAAAAUAAAUCGACUUGCAAAAUAGCGAAAGAAUUGCAACCGAUUUCAUUGUCGAAAUUAGAAAAUUCGAAACACUAAAGCAGAUAGGCAUGCAAAAUGGCGAAAGUAUUGCAACUGAUGUAGUCGAUAACAGAAAAUGAAAAACGACGAAGCAAAUCAAUAUAUAAAAUGACGAAAGUCCUAUAGCAGAUAUCUUUGUCACUACCAUAUAAAUAAUUGCUAAAGAAACAAAUAUUUUCAAGACAUUAAAGAUCUAGAUAAUAAAAAGAAAUAUCAUAAAAUUGCAAGAACAAGAAAAAGCUUGUCCUUGCAAGCAACUUCUGAAAUAAACAAUGCUGUUUCUACUAUUAAAAUUCAUAGAUUCAAUAUGAUCACAUCUCUAAAUUGUGCAUUUUGCCUUCACAUGGAAUAAAUUAUGACACAAAGAUUUUCUCAUUGUCCAAGAUUCAGUAAUCCAUGAAUCCAGCCUUUAGAAAAAUUCCGGAUUUGAAUUCCGUUAGCUCUGAUGAUUCUCUACGCUGGCAACUAAAUUUGGAAAAAAAUUCAAAAAAUAAAAAUGAGCUUCUAAAUAUUUUUUCCCAAUCUGCAAUCCCUUCUAAUUGUGAUUUUGUAUUCUUAACAACUUUUUACUGUAUUUCAUUACUGUAAUAACAGUAGUAAUGUCGAAGUUUAUGCUUGUAGUGCCAAUAACAGAUACUUUAAAUAACCUAUAACGGAUACUUUAUGCAGAUAUAAUAGCAUUUUAAUAAGAAUCGAAUAAAAUCGACUUAGUGGACAAGAUCAACUGUAAUAUCAAGUGGCACCCAGUUCUUAUUAUAAAAACACGAUUGAAAUAACUAAUUAUUCGACGUUAAUGGAAAUGAAGUAAUAAAGUGGAAAAAAGAGGAUUCUAGAUAUUCCAGGUUGUACAGUAAAAAUGCGAUCAUAUUUUCACCUGGAUGCCUUUAGCCCUGACAAAUAAUUUCAGAUAUACGAUGCUCGAAAUUUAUUAUGAAGGUGCAUAAAUUCAUCAAUGAAUAAUUUUAAUUUGUAUAUUUUUUACAGUUUAGACAACCGAUGAAUAUCGAGAGGUAAUAUUGAAUAAAUUUUGCGUCCAUAUGAAAUUUAAACCCCAAAGCCUUAGAGAUUUUCAUUUAACCUUAGGUGCAUAUACGAUUAACAGACAAUCAAAUAAAAUUACCCAUUAUUAAUAGCGAUUCAUUUUGUAGAACCACUUAAUACCGAAUAGGAAACGUACGUAAAACAAGUCACCGCAAUCGAAACAUGAUAAUCUUAUCUCUUUAUUCAUAUUUUUUCUUCAUUGUUCCAUGUAUAUUCCUCUUUUUUCUUCACACAACAAAAUGUUCAGCAUAAAAAUUGAAUGAACAUACUGAAAGAUAAUUUUUCCGUAAAGAAUCCGGAUACUCUGCAUUUAGAAUCUAAAAGAAUAUAACUAGUUUAUACAUUAUUUUAAAACAGGAAUAACUUCUUAAGAAUUAGCUUAGAAGUUUUUUGGAGGCAUUCAGGAGGACAUGGACCACCAACAGUUUGCUAACGUUCCACAAAUAUGGAAGCCUGAGCCACACCAUGGAAAGAUGAUGAAGAGGCUGAAAAAAGUCAUCGAAGACAAAUACAAAGUGGAACUUGAUGAUUACGUAGAUCUCCAUAAGUGGUCGGUAGAAAAUCUUAGCGAGUUUUGGGCCGAAAUGUGGGAUUUCUUCGGCCUGGUUUCUUCGAAAAAAUCCGAAUUAGUAAUAGACUUGAAUAUUCCGAUGAGUGAAUCACCUAAAUGGUUUGAAGGUGCAAAGUUGAAUUUUGCAGAAAAUAUGUUAAAGUAUCGAGAUGACCGAAUAGCCCUAGUACAAGAUGGUGAGAAUUCAAAAGUGGAGAGAUAUACGUUUUCUCAGAUGUAUGAGCUGACCAGGCUAUAUGCUGCUGCUUUUCGCAAAUUUGGAUUGAAGAAAGGAGAUCUAGUUGCCUGUUACAUGUCUAACCGAAAAGAAGCAUAUUUCGCUAUGUAUGCUGUGGCGAGCAUUGGAGCUAUAUGGACUGGAGCAUUGCCACUUUUAGGAAGCGAGGCCGCUGUGAAUCGUUUCAAACAAGUUAAACCAAAGGUGCUUUUAACUGUAGACAGAUUCCUCCAAGAGGGUGAAGAGAUUGAUAUGUUAUCAAAAGUGAGAGAUGUAGUGAAAGAUUUGCCAAGUUUGGAGAAAGUCCUUAUUAUAGAAACGAAACCAGAAUCUCAUACUAAAGACAUAAGUACAAUUAAGAACAGUUGCUUUCUCGACGAGUUCCUAGAACUAGGUAUAGAAGAUGACGGAACCAUCCCUCCAAUGGAAUUCGAACAGGUGUCUUUUUCUCAUCCACUGAUUAUCAACUUCACAUCUGGAACUACGGGGUUGCCCAAACCAAUCGUGCAUGGAACUGGAGUUUUGAUGUCUGUCUCCAACAGCUUUGGAAUAAACUAUGACACUGAUCGAGACUCUGUCUGGCUUUCCGUAUCACCGGUAGGCUGGGCAUCCUGGAGCAUUUUUUCUUGUCUUCAUUUUCUUGGACAGAAACUCGUUCUCUACGAAGGAUCCCCAUAUUACCUGACACCCACAAACAUCUGGGACCUCCUACAUAAGCAUAAAGUUUCUCAUCUCUUCUUACCAGCAAGCGUCGUUGAUGAACUUGAAAAAAGAGGUUACCUUCCAACCGAAAAGCACGAUUUGUCAUCCCUCAAGUUGAUAGUGGCUGGCUCAAGUAUUGUGAAGCCUAAUAACUACGAUUUUAUGAACAAAAUACUUCCAAACACAAUGUUUGCUAAUUCUUACGGUUGUACAGAAUCAAUGGGGAUUUGUAUGCCAACAGAAAUGUCACUUCCAGCUUUCAAAACAGAAUUUAAUGCCGCUUGUCUCGGUACAUCUGUGGAAGUUUUGGAUGAAAAAGGCAACCCUGUAGUUGGCGAGCUUGGCGAAAUUGUCAUCACCAAACCUUUUCCCAAUCUCUGUCUUGGGCUGUGGGGCGAUGAAGACGGCUCACUUUUUCGUGAGAAAUAUUUCUCUAAAUAUAAAGAAUUUUUUUCUGUUGGCGACUAUGGGAUCGUCAAUCCCAUUACGAAAAACUGGAGAAUAUGUUGUAGAAGCGACGAAACACUGAAGCAAAGAGGCUGUCGUUUUGGAAGCUCAGAAAUUUACAAUAUUGUGGAAACAUUCCCCGAAGUACGAGAUAGCCUUUGCGUUGCACAAUACAACAAAGAAAUGGACGAAAGAGCGGUUUUGUUCCUAAAGAUAAGAGAUGGCUACACAUUCAGCGAAGAGUUGGUCAACAGAGCACGAAAGGCUAUUGCAGAAAAGUUAACGGUUCGUCAUGUUCCAGACAUUAUCAUUGAAACGAAAGAGAUACCGUAUAAUCUGAAUGAGAAAAAAUUGGAGAUAAUUGUCAAGAAAAUCAUAAAUAAACUUCCUUACAAUGAAGAAACUGUAGCGAACCCUGAGUGUUUACAAUAUUACCACAAUGUGCCUGAAUUACAAGGAUUCUGAAGAAUUGUUACUUCAAAGAUUAAAAAAAAGAUUCUAAAACAUCAUUAUAAAUUAUGUAAUCAAAUAUUUCAAUUGAACAAUAAAUUAUUUUUAUAUAUGC
Argiope bruennichi is the source of this 5440-nucleotide messenger RNA. RefSeq names its product acetoacetyl-CoA synthetase-like. The coding region runs from base 3349 to 5340 and encodes 663 amino acids. Gene Ontology annotation, molecular function: acetoacetate-CoA ligase activity. NCBI's taxonomy places the organism in Eukaryota, Metazoa, Arthropoda, Arachnida, Araneae, Araneidae. The record is from RefSeq and is a predicted model, not a curated record. The transcript is spliced from 18 exons. Gene Ontology annotation, biological process: lipid metabolic process. Gene Ontology annotation, cellular component: cytosol.